Messenger RNA from Zasmidium cellare ATCC 36951, 1680 nucleotides. RefSeq lists its product as uncharacterized. Lineage: Eukaryota; Fungi; Ascomycota; Dothideomycetes; Mycosphaerellales; Mycosphaerellaceae. The transcript has 4 exons. The coding region runs from base 1 to 1680 and encodes 559 amino acids. The record is from RefSeq and is a predicted model, not a curated record.
AUGCCUCACGCACAGGUGCCUUCACUCAACAUCCCAGACCAUCCACAAUGCGAUCCACAAAAGAUUCGCAUCAUCCACGUCGGUAUGGGCGCGGCUGGAAUGCUCUGCGCCUACAAGGCCAAGAAGAUGCUCACUAACUACGAGCUCGUCUGCUACGAGAAGAACUCCGUACCUGGUGGAACCUGGUACGAAAACCGAUAUCCCGGAUGUGCUUGCGAUAUUCCAGCACAUACCUAUACCCUGCCCUUUCAUCCAAACCCAAAUUGGAGUUCGUACUAUGCCUACGCUCCUGAGAUCCAGGAGUACUUGAUGGAUUUUUACAAACACCACAACCUCCACGAAUUCAUCAAGCUCAACACAGAAGUCCUCAACGCCCAGUGGGAUGAUCUCCAAGGCCUGUGGAACGUCGAGCUCAAGAACGUCAAAGACGGCAGCACCUUUCGAGACACCUGCAAUGUCCUCAUCAACGGCUCCGGCGCCCUGACAAAAUGGAAAUGGCCAAAGAUCGAAGGCCUUCACGAUUUCAAAGGCGUACUGGCACAUUCUGCGAAUUGGCCGCAAGAGCUGGACUGGAGCGGCAAACGAGUGGCGGUUAUUGGUUCGGGGUCUUCUUCGAUUCAAAUGGUACCGCAAUUCGCCAAGACAGCCUCCAAACUGACCGUCUUCCUCCGCAACCAGACGUACAUCGCCGCCCAGUUCGGGGCCAACGUAACCAACACCGAAGCUGAUCCGGAGGCCAUGGAUCCAGCGGCUGCUGGGAAGCAUCAGUACACUGAGAAAGAGAAGCAGCGAUUUCGAGACGAUCCCGCUUACCUCACCGAAUACAGGACAAAACUGGAAAGAUCCAUCGUGGGCGGGUGGAACAUGUUCAUUCGAGGCAGCGAGUUGAAUGUCAUGUUCAAGGAGUUCACCCAGAAUCAAAUGAAAACAAGACUCGGCGAGAGGGAUGAUUUGAAGGAACUGAUGAUCCCAACAUGGAGCCCGGGAUGUCGAAGGUUGACGCCUGGCGAAGGCUACCUGGAAGCAUUGGGGAAGGAAAACGUCGAAGUCGUCUGGGGCGAGAUCGAAAAAAGUCAAGAAAUCGAAGUCGACAUCCUCGCCUGUGCUACCGGAUUCGAUGUGCAGUACCUUCCACACUUCAAGAUUACCGGCCUGGGUGGCCAAAUCAUGCAAGACCAGACCGCACCCAACGUCUACGCAUCCAUCACCAGCCCCGGCUUCCCCAACUACUUCGUCAUCGGCGGCCCGCGAGGGAACUGGGCGCAAGGAACGGUAUUCCCCUCGCAUGAGACGCAGAUGGUCUACGUUAUCCAGUGCUGUCGAAAGAUGCAAGAGGACCAGAUCAAAAGCAUGCACCCGAAGCAGCACAUCACCAUACAACUCAACGCAUAUCUAGACACCUGGCACACAAAGUACUCCAUCUGGGCCGAACCCUGCAAAUCCUGGUACAAAGCCAAAGACCCACACGGCCAAGUCAUGACCUGGGCGGGCUCCCUCCUGCACCUCCUGAAAUUCCUCAAACGGCCCCGCUACGAGCACUACGAGAUCGAGUACCGCGAUCCGGAUAAUGUAUUUGCGUUUUUGGGGAAUGGGACCACGAUUGGCCAGGUUAGGUAUGGGGCUGAGGUGCCUGUGCCGUAUAUUAGGGAUGGGGAUGGUGGGGAGUGGGAUAUUGAGUAG